This is a messenger RNA of Aspergillus tanneri, 1293 nucleotides long. RefSeq lists its product as uncharacterized. The transcript has 6 exons. Gene Ontology annotation, cellular component: nucleus. The record is from RefSeq and is a predicted model, not a curated record. NCBI's taxonomy places the organism in Eukaryota, Fungi, Ascomycota, Eurotiomycetes, Eurotiales, Aspergillaceae. The coding region runs from base 1 to 1293 and encodes 430 amino acids. Gene Ontology annotation, biological process: positive regulation of transcription by RNA polymerase II. Gene Ontology annotation, molecular function: transcription cis-regulatory region binding; DNA-binding transcription factor activity.
AUGAGCUCCGCGAGCCGCCGAGAGAGCUUCACUAGUGCCAAUGGCCUACGUCUCGUGGAUCAUCAGACGCUUGAUCCACCAACAUCAACGUGGGAUAUCUUUCGCCUCGAUCUACCGGGAUUAAAAGGCUCUAGCAACUCUGCCAAUAAUACCUCCUCCGAAUCCUCAGGACAAUCUGCGACCCCAGCCACACCACUCCCGACCUACCAGCAGAAGACACCGUCGCCUUCUAUACCUCUUACCCCACAGAUGGUAUACCUUCUCAAUGAAUACCGGAAAGGGCUCGCGAGGUGGAUGGAUAUCUUUGAUCAUAAUUGUACCUAUCAACGGGAAAUCCCCAGACGCGCAUUGACGUCGGAGCUUCUUCUCUCCUGCAUUUGCGCCUUUACUGCGAGACAGCUUAGUCUCUCGGCGUCUGGAGAAAUCUGGACACCCGUCGCCACCAACUAUUACGCGCAAGCCUUGAAUCUGCUGAUCAAACUAUUGAACAGCCCUGCUUCUCAGGAUAACACACUGAGCGCCGUCAUGCUCUUGAGCAGUUAUGAGGUCUUGGCGGCGCAAGGACAAGAACAUCGCCGACACUAUGAAGGCGCUAUGAAGCUUAUCUUUAUGCAAGGGAUUAGCGCACGAUCCUUCGGGCUAGACCGAGCCAAUUUCUGGAUCUGGGUCCGGCAUGAGAUUUCGGUGUCCAUCAUCAAUGAGUCCCCGUUGCAGAUGAGUCCGAAGUAUUGGAAUGUCAGCUGGCGGGAAGGGGAGACAGAGGAGGAUGCCUUGGGAAACCAGAUAUUGUGGUUGGUCGGCAGAGCGGUUGACUGGGUAUAUGGCAACGGGACGCUAUCUGAAUAUUAUGAUCUCUUACGAGAUACGGAGCAUUGGUAUGCGGGCUUAUCUGAAUCCUUUCGGGGGGUCAAGUAUGGAGAUCUGGUCGAAGAUGGACUGUGCAAGGUGCAUUUCUCUCUCCCCGCUGCUGCUGCGGCAAUCAUUUGGUACCAUCUUCUCCAUAUCCUCCUUUAUGCCGAGCCUGUGCUCAAGGAUGCGGCAUACGCGACAAGUGUUCAAGAACAUGCCACGGAGAUCAUCAAUAUAUCAAUCUCCGAUCUCCCUAACGAAGUGCGUUGCUUUUCUAUAAUUCCACUCUACUUCGCGGGAAAGCACGUUGAUAGCGUUAUCAGGAAAACCAGAAAGUGCUCCAACAACUUCUCGAGCCAACACAUCACAGAGAAUGGUAUGACGCGAGCCCGUCUACUCUACCACCCGAGCAGCAUUAAGAGAGGUGACCGACUGGGAUACUAG